Pocillopora verrucosa is the source of this 1733-nucleotide messenger RNA. RefSeq lists its product as uncharacterized. The record is from RefSeq and is a predicted model, not a curated record. NCBI's taxonomy places the organism in Eukaryota, Metazoa, Cnidaria, Anthozoa, Scleractinia, Pocilloporidae.
GAAGCUAACAGAAAAGGGAUGGAAAACAUGGAUAUUUCGAAAGUGAUUUUUCAUCUGAGGGACAUAAAGGCAGGAAUGGUUGAUGCAUGGCAGGAAGAAUUUGCUCCUUACAGCAAUACCGUUAAGAUAUCCUGUGGAGACAUUUUUAAAGGGGCUCCUGCAGCAGAUGCUAUUGUGUCCCCAGCAAACAGUUUUGGAUUCAUGGAUGGAGGUAUUGACAUGGUUUACAUCAAUCACUUUGGCUGGCAAAUGCAACACAGACUCCAAGCAUUUUUGAAACAGAAUCAUGAUGGUGAACUACCUGUAGGUCUAGCUGUGAUUAUUGAGACACUGUCCCCAGAUGACAAUGAGAAGAAGUUUAAAAAUCCUGAGUUUAAUGAAGGAAAACUUAUUAAGUAUCUCAUCAGCACACCAACAAUGAGAAUACCGAUGAAUGUUAGUGAUACUGUCAAUGCUUAUCUGGCAUUCAGAGCAGUCAUAAGAGCUGUAAAGGAACACAACAAAGCAGAACAAAAUACCCAGAAUCAGAUCACCAGUGUGUUAUGUCCUGGCCUUGGCACAGCUGUUGGCAGGAUGCCUCCUAGGAGAUGUGCCUUCCAAAUGCGGCAAGCCUUCGAGAUUUGUGCGCUGGAAAUGAAAAGUUCAUUGAAAAAUCCGAAAGCCCUGGGGGAUGUGUGGCAGCAUCACGAAUCCAUGCAGCACUAUAAAACUAAACUAUAAGAGGAGACGAAGAUACCUCUUACAUAUUAGUGAAGUGCAGUUCAUAAAGGCUAGAGACUAUUUACCUGAGUGAAUCAACGCCAAAUAUACGCACGUGUUGGCUGUACAAUGGACAACGUAUUCAAAUACUGGACGAGGCUUAGCCGUGCAAAAUACCCAGGAUGUGGAAAAGUUAAAGGACUUGUAUCAGGAAGACAUGUAUAUAAGGGCUAACUUGUAUAUACUAAUGCACGUAUAAAGGGGGUAAGUUUCUAAAGAAACUUUGGUGCUGCGUUGGUGGGAGAGUAUAACAGGGUAAUUUAGUAUCAUCAACUGAGUUGAUAACGUAAAUUAGCUAACGUAAAGAGUUUCAAAGCUGCGCUACGAAGGGUUAAUGCUUUGACGAAGCGUCGUUCUCACGAAGGGCUUAUCCCCGAAACGUCAGCUUUGAAACUCUUUACGGUGACCAAUUUACGUUAUCAACUCGGUUGAUAAUUCUAAAUUACCCUAAAUGCACGUAUAGCCUGAGUCAGUUGUAGUGGAGGCGAGGAAAUAAGGGGGGCAAGAGAAAAUCUAUGAGGUUAGUCCCCCACGUUUUUCCCACACUCCCAUCGUUUUUUUGUUAUUCAUCGCAAACAGGGUCCACUGUAGCAGGCAAAUGUAUAUGGGGAUUUUUUUCGGAGGGGGACAAAGCUGAAAAUGCAUUACUCUCUUUAACCUUUACGUAGGUAUGUCUAAACGUUUUUUGAGGUAUUUUUCAUGAUGUCAACUUGAAGAACCUUCCUUUAAAUAGAAGAAAUCAUUAAAAUACUUCUAUUUGAUAUAUUUUAUGAACCGAAUACAGCUUGCGAUGACUGAUAGAAAUAGUUAAAAUUUUGUUUGAAAACUUCGAUAGCAUGAUAAUAGCGUAAUUUUAUGUUGUUUAAAAACUUAUUUAUAUGUAAAAAUUGUCAUAUAAGCAGUUGUAGUAUUGUACAUAGUUUUUUAUACGUAACUUGAGUAAGUGAUUCGAUUUCAACUAAGAAAUAGACCCU